Molecule: messenger RNA, 2022 nt
Organism: Rosa rugosa (rugosa rose)
Lineage: Eukaryota; Viridiplantae; Streptophyta; Magnoliopsida; Rosales; Rosaceae
Exons: 7
Coding region: 1-2022 (673 amino acids)
Source: RefSeq, a predicted model, not a curated record
AUGGAGACUUUGCGGGUGAAGGUGGGUUUUGAUAAUUGUUUGUGUGAGCCUAAGGGAGAUGAUUCACGUGGAAUCGCUAUGCUUAGGAUGAACGAUGUUCUUCUGCAUGUGCAUAACUAUUCUACUAGGCAUGUGGAUGUGUCAAUUGGUGCUCGGGGAUCGGUUGGAAGAAAAAAGAGGCUUUUCCGGUUUGAGCAAUUCUGGGCACAACAUGCUGCAUGUGAAGAGGUUGUGAAGAGUGGUUGGCAAGGGUUUCGUCAAGCUGAAAUGCGGGCAGUUAGGGCAAGGUUGAAUGAACUGUUGGAGGCACCUUUUGACUCUGCUAUGAACCAGGAAAAGCAAGCGCUGAAUAUUCGUCUUCAGGAGCUAUUGACACAAGAAGAGACCAUAUGGAGUCAACAAUCAAAAGAAAUGUGGUUGAAGUCGGGUGAUAGAAAUACUGCAUAUUUCCACCGGCGAGCAUCUAAUCGGAGGCAGCGUAACACUAUUAAAGGGUUGUUUGAUGACAAUGGAAGUAGUGUGACAGAGGCUAACCAAAUUGAGAAGGUUGUGAGUAAUUAUUAUCGCAAAAUGUUUUCAACAGAGGGUACAAAUGAAGUGGCCAUGAACCUGAUUCUAGGCACAGUGACUCCUAGAAAAGUACAAGAGCCUAAGAAUAUGAUAGAUCUACGGCCUAUAGCUUUAUGUAAUAUUCUUUAUCGUAUUUGCUCGAAAGUGUUGGCAAAUAGGCUGAAAGGUUUGUUGGGGAAGGUGAUUUCUCCAUUGCAGAGUGCUUUCAUCUUGAGAAGGUUAAUUUCAGAUAACACAUUGGUGGCAACAGAGGUAGCUCAUUUCUUACAUACUGAGAGAAGGAAGGCAUCAGAACAUUUUUCCUUGAAGUUGGACUUUAGUAAGGCUUAUGACAGACUUGAAUGGAGUUUCCUCCAAAAUAUGCUUAUGAAGUUGGGUUUUGCUCAGGCAUGGGUGGAGUUGAUCAUGACAAGCAUCAAAACAGAAGAAAGCCAACAGUUUCGAAAUAUAUUGUACACGUAUGAAAUUGCUUCAGGGCAGCGUGUAAAUUUGCAAAAGAGCGAAGUGGCUUUUAGUCGGGGAAUGGAUAUGAAUAGACAGGAAUUUCUGGCUAGUAUGUUGGGAACGAAGCGUGUGGAGAAACACGACAGAUAUUUGGGUCUACCCACACAUGUAGGCAGGAAAAAAUCAGCUGCCUUUAGUUAUUUGAAAGAAAAGCUUACGAAGAAGAGUUGGAGAUUGCUACAAACUCCAGAUUCUCUUAUAGCAAGAUUGUGCAAGGAUAUUUACUUUCCAACUAAUGAAUAUGAGAAUGCUGAGUUGGGGAAUACACCUUCUUUCUCUUGGCGUAGUAUAUGGGAAGCAUGCCAAAGGCAUUUCAAUCAAGCUGACAUUGAGUUGAUACUCAACAUACCGCUAAGUCGGUCUAUGGGUGGGGACAGACAGGUGUGGCAUUUUAACAAAAAAGGCUUCUUUACAACUAAUAGUGCAUACUAUAUAGCAAAAGAUUUGGCACUUGGCUUGGUCCUUGCUCCUAAACCCCCUAUACAUCCCUUAAGGCUGGUGUGGAAGGCAAUUUGGAGUGCUACAGUACCCGGUAAGGUGGCUUUGCAUGCAUGGAGAUUGGUAAGCAAUAUCUUACCUACUCAGGUUAGCCUUAGUACUAAAGGCUAUAAUGGUGCUUUGGAUUGUAGUUUAUGUGCUCAUAAUUAUGAAGAUAGUUUGCAUUUGUUCAUUAAUUGCCUACAUGCACGUGAGGUGUGGAGUAGAGCUGGUGUCAGCUGGCAGGGACUGGCCAUUGCUUCUAUUCAAGAGUGGUUUCUGGCCAUAGUACCGACACUAUCUAAAGAAGAGCUGAACAAGGUUCUGAUGUUGUUUUGGGGAAUAUGGAAGAAUAGGAAUGCCCAAGUGUGGGAGCAGAAAGGUAAACACGCGUCUGAAACCUUGUUGUUAACUGUUGGAUGGUAUGAAGAGUUUAAGAAGUAUAAUGCUAGCCCUCACAGACAAAGCUAG